This is a messenger RNA of Neurospora crassa OR74A, 1530 nucleotides long. RefSeq lists its product as hypothetical. The coding region runs from base 1 to 1530 and encodes 509 amino acids. NCBI's taxonomy places the organism in Eukaryota, Fungi, Ascomycota, Sordariomycetes, Sordariales, Sordariaceae. The transcript has a single exon. The record is from RefSeq and is a predicted model, not a curated record.
AUGUCCGACCCAGGUCCAUCACAGUCCCCGACCGUGGACACGGCCUGGGCCUGUUUUGGCUCUCUCCGACUUCGAUAUGGUUUUCCGGAUCGCCGUGACCCCCGCAUUAUUCCCGUCGGCUGGAUCUGCUGCAAAUGCCAGCACAAUAACACCGAUUUCGAUGCCUACGGCAAGCCUGCGGAGAUUGAGCCUGGAAACACUGACCACUUGAAACCCUGUGCUGAGGUGAAUUGUCGGAGCAGGAAGCGAGAUCAUUACGGCAACGAGUUGGACCCCUUUCCACAUUCUUUGUGCCCGGAAUGUACUUUGAUCGACCACAAAGAUCAUCCCAUCAUGUCUGGGAUUGGUAUUCCGGCUGCGUUAUCCGACCAUAUUGACCGCUCCAAGGUGGCUUUCUGGGAAUGCUGCCACUGCCUGAAGCUGAACGCAAUCAAUGACUCGGCGAUCAAUGGCUCGGCCUCUGGGCGUUGCUUCAGCUGCCAUUUUCAGAGCCAGGGCUCCGGACACUGCCGCAAUCCCGACCACCCCCGGCUUCGGGUCAGGGCUCUGAGUGCGCUCCGGUUGGCGCAGAGGCAGUGCUUUUAUCCGUUUUUUGUUGAUCCCACUGUUUCCAAUCAACACAGACAAAUUCCAGAGGAGGGUAAUUACUUGUUAGAUGCCUACCGCAAAGUGUGUAUGGAGACUGAUGUCGAAAUCAUGCUUUCGGCGCAUGUUAUCUGUGGUGACUGCCGACUUCUGAACGGAUACAAAGAGUACCUGAUCUUCGCGUACCAGAAAGAAAGGUUUGUCAAGGGGGGAGUGCUCUGGAGCGGUGUCAAUGCGAAGUUGCUUGAAUGGCAACAGCAUAACAGGAGGGCGCCUACCCCCGUUGAAAAGGCCGCUCUUCUUGACGAGUUUGAGGAGCACAUCAGUAAACAGUUCAAGGAGCACUCCAGCGGCUGUUGGCGCACCAUCGAGCGGUUCAAACGUUACCGCGCGAAAAAGGUGGUUGACAAAUCUUCCUUACUUGGUGACUGUGACCCCAACCCCUAUCCCGAAUGCGACAUGGAAAGAACCAAGAGAAUCAUGCAGAGGGAUUCUCGGGCUAAAGCCAGAUUCGCAAUGGGUCAUGGACAGGCAUCAGUGGCCCUGAUGUUUCGCCAGAAGGAACGCAUCAUGCGUGACCACGGCUACUUCAGGGAUACGCGCCUUGUUUAUAAGGUGAGUGCCUCUAAACACCACAGAUUGAACUUCCAGGGAAAACCAUCCCCUUUAAGGCAGUGUUUUACUCGUCAGGAUGCCAAAACCGACCACCGCUUGGUUACUGUCGGAUAUGUAAACCGGGAGAGGGCCCGUUCCACACACACAGCGGAAGAAGACGAAGUUGAAGCCGAGGCAUAUCAGCAGCGAUUUGAAAGGCGACAUGCUGAUAUCCUUCAACAAUGCGAGGCGGCCUCUCAACGAAUCCUUCAGCAAUGCGAAAAGGCGGCCUUUCAACGACUCCUUCAACAAUGUGAGGCGGCCUUUCAACGACUCCUCGCCGAUUUGUGA